AUCAAGUUUAUCAUCAAAAUGACUACAGAAUUAUAAUGUUUGAAUCUGUUUCAAAGUUGUUCUCAUUUUCUAAAUGGUUUUCAUCAAAUCAAAAUCUAAACGUAUGGUUAACCGAUGUACAAUCACGAUUAAAAUUCUGGAAAAAACGUUCAAUUACAUUGAAUCGUGGUGAUCUAUCAUAUCACGUAACGUAUCUGGGUAAUGUACCAACAUUUUGGGCAAAAGGUGAUCAAUUUGUUGAAUCACCAUUAAAUAUUUUAUGGAAAAAUUAUGAACGUAGAAAAGGAAAAAAAGCAUUAACCAAAAUGAAGAUAACAAUAUGUAAUUCGGGUUUGAAAGUAUAUACUCGUGAAUUAGGUAAUAUUGAAUAUUGGUCGAAUAAAAUUACCUAUGUAACAAAUACAAAUACACAUCCACGUGUAUUUAUUUGGAUUUAUCGACAUACCGGUAAACGUGGAAAACCCGAAUUACGUUGUCAUGCUGUACUAUGUAAACGUUCAAAUCAAGCAAAUCAAAUGGCCGAUGAAUUAAGAAUACGUCUUUAUAAUGCUUUAAGAGAAUUUCGUCGUGAAAUCUAUCUACGACAACAAACACCAAAUAAUACAUUGCCGAUAAGGAAAAAAUUUCUAGUCAAUGGAUCAAAAUAUUUUAAACAACCAUUAGAACGAUCACAAAGUGCACCAAAAUUAGAUUCAAUAGAGGAAAAAGAAGAAGAAUCCGAAAAAACAGACGAUGUAGUAGAUGGUCCAAAAAGGAAAUCUAUUUCUAAUGAAGGUGACAAAACUGAAGAAACAACACCAAAGAAAUUGAAAACUGAUUCUGAAGCCGUAGAAAAAACUGAAGGUGAUGUAACUUCUUCGGCCUAAAUCAAUGUUUGGACACACUGCACACCACAUACAAAAGACAGAAAAUUUACACAUCAAUUUUUGUUUCCUUUUCAUUCAUAUCCAUUUCAAUUCGAUUCGUUUAAUGUCCACACAACACAUUUCUCAAAAAAAAAAA
This is a messenger RNA of Dermatophagoides pteronyssinus (European house dust mite), 1002 nucleotides long. Its product is annotated as protein FAM43A-like. Lineage: Eukaryota; Metazoa; Arthropoda; Arachnida; Sarcoptiformes; Pyroglyphidae. The record is from RefSeq and is a predicted model, not a curated record.